This is a messenger RNA of Rosa rugosa (rugosa rose), 1726 nucleotides long. RefSeq lists its product as uncharacterized. NCBI's taxonomy places the organism in Eukaryota, Viridiplantae, Streptophyta, Magnoliopsida, Rosales, Rosaceae. The transcript has 7 exons. Bases 450 to 1367 code for a protein of 305 amino acids. The record is from RefSeq and is a predicted model, not a curated record.
GAAACACCCUGUUUACUGUGCAACGACAACAACCCUACCAUUGGAGCAUGCAAAACCCUGUUUACAGAAUCAUGUAUCUUGACCACAGUUGGUGGCAACAAAAAGGUGCAAUAAAGAAAAGAAAAGGCUUCUGCAAGUUUUCGUGACCUCGCUACUUGUAGUAGUACAGUUGGGUCUUCUUCUCACGUGACCUCUGCUCUUUGCUACGGAUGGAAAACUUGAGGUUCAGAAACAAGACGGGUCAGACUUCUUAUAUAGAAACACCAAGAAGUUGCCAUUACUAUCUUUCCUGCCAAGAAACCAACGAAAGCGGGAAGGAAACUUAUUAGAACGCCUAAAAAAAAAAAAAAAAAUUCCUGCACACUCGUCCACACAGCCACCACUGUUUAUAUAACUUGGCGUUAGGGUUCAAACACACAGUUGUCACAGUCCUUUUCAAUUUCGCAGCCAUGGACGAUGUUAGGGGUACCUCUGCUUGGGUCGCCAACCACUCUUCUCACGUCGUCGUCGACUCCUCAGGGAUUGAGAAGGUGGCGGAGACUAUAGACGAAAUUCCGAAGGUGAACUGGGAUUUCGAAGGGAUUCACUAUUUUGACAAUGGGCCGCUCACGGUUCAGUACCUCUUUGUGUUGGAUGCUUUGAAUUUCUGCUUUUGGCCAGAUGAGGACUUAAAUUACGACAAUUUGGCAGCAGGUCUAAAGGAAGCUCUACUGAAUGACAAAUCUGCAUUUGAUGCUGAUCGUCUGCAGAAGUACACUGGUCCUGAACUAAGGGAGCUGUUAAAAUGGCCUAGGCCACUACCUUUGGAGGAUGAGAGAGUUCGCUUGUUACAUGAGGUUGGAUUCGAGCUUGAGAGAAGCUUUGAUGGGAAAGCAUCCAAUCUUGUGGAGUCCUGUGGAAAAUCAGCUGUUAAGCUUGUAGCUAUGGUUACUCGUCACUUUCCUGGCUUUCGAGACCACUCGGUAUACAAAGGCCACCAAGUAUUCUUGUAUAAAAGAGCUCAGAUACUUGCUGCAGAUUUAUGGGGUGCAUAUGGUGGCAAAGGAUAUGGAGAAUUUUAUGACAUUGGGUCGAUCACUAUUAUGGCCGACUAUAUUGUUCCAGCUGUGCUUCGGCAGCUUGGUGUGCUCAAAUAUAGUGAAACCCUUGCCAGCAUGAUCGAGAAGAAAAGUGAAAUAGAUCCAGGCAGUGAGGAGGAAGUUGAACUACGAGCUUGCUCCAUAUAUGCCGUGGAGAAAAUGAAGGACCUGAUCAGUAUAAAAUUAGGGAGGAAGGUUCUGAGUAUUGAGUUAGACCUUUGGCUGUGGUCUUUUGGCAUCCAAUGUCCUGCUCUGCAACACCACCGAACGCUCUCUAUUUAUUAUUGAGUGUGACUGCACCAUAUACCUAGGAAGUUGGAUAACUUUUGGCUUUGAAGUUUCAGUUAGUCUUUGGAGGAGAAAGAUAAACAAUUUCUGGCAUCCUGCUUUCAUUUUCAGAAAGGUUGCGGCUUUUCAAAUUUUGCAGAGUCCAAUGUAGUUCCUAGCUGACUACUCUUUCUUCCAUCUGUGUCACUUUUUAUAUGUUUUAGCAAACAUAUAAAUUUUAAUGGCUUUGGAAAUGUGUCGGCAGUUUAUUAUCUCAUUUCAUGUUAUCGUAGAAUUGCUUUGGUGAGAGACCUGGUGUUGAUUUGGAACAGACUUUUUAUUGGUGUUUUAUAAGGCAAUGAAAUUUGGUGUUAAUAGUG